AACUCACGUUAAAAUUAUGGACAUCCUACAACAUAACCUACAAAUAGACGUUUGCUUCGAUUUUAACUUAACCUUUAAAAAUGGUCGAUGAUUUGAGUUCGUUGUGAUCAAUUAAUUAAACUAAACCUUAUUCAAUUCUCCAUAAAAUAAAUAUAUCUUGUACAUACGAAUAUAUCAUAGAGAUAUUGGUGUGUGUUUAAAGCUACAAAAGUUAUGGCAAAUCCAGCUUUACGAAGUUUUAUCAAAGAUAUAUCUUCACGCUUGAAAAUUCAUGUCGAACAAAUUCGACAUGGACAUCGUCUUCGAGGAAAACCACCCAAUAUUGCUCUCACUUUACAGCAAAGACUCGAACUGAUGAAAGAACCCAAUCCAAUGAAAGUAAAUAUAGGUUUUUUAGUCCCGAGGCUCUCGUCAGAAAAAAAAGAAGCUUGGAUGGCUGAACGAAAAAUCAAACGAGCCGACGUGAAUUUUGAGAAAGAAGUAAGGAGCGGAAAGUUGCCUCUGAAUUUGGAAGAAGUAAGAAAGAUUUGGUUAGAAACGAUCAGUCCAUAUAAUAUUCGAAGAAUUGCCGAUCAUUAUAGCAUUUUUCAAGAUUUAUUUGGAAAUGCUUUCUUUUUUCCUAUUAUACCCCUUGAAAUUAAUUACAGCAUAAAUAACAACGAUACUUUAGUCAAAGUUUACACAGGAAAUGUAAUAAAACCUGCGGAGGCACGCGAAUUGCCAAAUGUCGGGUAUAAAGCCCAAGACGAUACUUUAUGGACAUUGGUAAUGUGCACACCAGAUGGUAAUUUGGAGAAUUCGAACAGCGAAUAUUGUCACUGGUUUUUAGGAAAUAUUCCAGGGAACAAAGUAGAACAGGGUGAACAAAUAAUAGACUAUUUGAGACCAAUUCCAACUAGAGGAGUAGGAUAUUACCGUUACAUAUUUAUUCUUUACAAACAAAAUCAGCGUUUAGAUUAUAUGGAAUACAGGAGAAUUCAACCUUGCUUACAAUUAAAAGAACGUAAUUGGAAUACAUUGGAGUUUUAUCGUAAAUAUCAAGAUUAUCUAACACCAGCUGGAUUAGCAUUCUUUCAAAGUGAUUGGGAUUCCACAGUGAGAGAGUUUUAUCAUUCUGUACUAAAUGCAAAAGAGCCAAUAUUUCAGUACGACUUUCCAGAACCACAUGUUAGAUCACAGACAUGGUUUCCAUUGAGACAACCAUUUAAUCUUUAUUUAGACAAGUACAGAGAUCCCAAAGAUACAAUGAAAGAAUAUUUGUUAAGGAAAUUGAAAACUGUUCAUCCAUUUAAAGAGCCAAAGCCGCCUCUCAAAUAUCCCAAUGCGUGCAUUCUCGAUUUAAAAGCACCUUCUUGGUUGAGAGUACAAACGAAGAAGGAACGUUUAGGAUGGGGUCGAGUUCAUGAUUUGAAAUAAAAUAUUUCAUGAAAAAGAGUUUAAGACAAUUAUAGUCGGUUGUAAAAUAAAUAAAGGAAGCUUGUGUACAAAUAAAUAAAAGGAAAAUAUGUA
Molecule: messenger RNA, 1509 nt
Organism: Frieseomelitta varia
Lineage: Eukaryota; Metazoa; Arthropoda; Insecta; Hymenoptera; Apidae
Gene: mRpL38
Product: 39S ribosomal protein L38, mitochondrial
Exons: 7
Coding region: 214-1416 (400 amino acids)
Cellular component (GO): mitochondrial large ribosomal subunit
Source: RefSeq, a predicted model, not a curated record